This is a messenger RNA of Pantherophis guttatus, 1914 nucleotides long. The record is from RefSeq and is a predicted model, not a curated record. NCBI's taxonomy places the organism in Eukaryota, Metazoa, Chordata, Lepidosauria, Squamata, Colubridae.
AUGCCACUUGGAUGGCCUUCUCUGCCUGGUGUCGCCGUAAGAAGGUCCUUCCUACUGCUGCUUCCAUUCUUGACAUCCUGGGCUUCCUUCACGAUGGAUUCAUUUCGGGGCUUUCUCCCAAUACCCUCCGGAGGCAAAUCUCUGCCAUCUCAUCUAUCCUCACCUGCGACACCUGAGUCGGUGUCCACUCAUCCUCUCAUCCGUUCAUUCCUCAGAGGCGCAACCAAUCUACGUCCUCCGGCUGUUCAUCGGUUUCCCACCUGGGACCUGAAUAAGGUUCUGUUAGCUCUUACUGGUCCUCCUUUUGAACCUCUCCGGGAAGUCUUGCUGAAGUUCUUGUCUUUUAAGGCAGCCUUUCUAGUGGCUAUCACUUCGGCUAGAAGGAUCUCGGAGUUGGCUGCCCUCUCAGUUCGCCAGGAUCUCUGUAUUAUUCAUCCUGAUCGAGUAAUUUUGAGAUUGGAUCCAGCCUUUAUUCCAAAGAUCAAUUCAACUUUUCAUCGUUCUCAAGAGAUCAUUCUUCCCAACUUCUGUCCUUUCCCCCGUCAUCGCUUGGAGACUGUGUGGCACAAGCUUGAUGUUCGUCGGGCUCUCAAGAUUUAUAUCUCCAGGACUUCUUCCUUUCGUCGCUCCGAGGCUCUCUUUGUGUCUUUCCAACCCCAGUCCAUGGGGUCAAAGGUUUCUUCUACUACCUUGGGUCGAUGGCUCAGGGCUUCCAUUUCUUUAGCUUACGAAGUUCAAUCGUUGCCAGUGCCUCGUGGUGUUACAGCCCACUCUACCAGGAGCGCGGCUACUUCGGCUGCCUGGUCUACCCAAGCUUCACUCGAGGAGGUCUGCCGAGCCGCUACUUGGACGUCUCCAUCUCCAUUUAUCCGGCAUUACCGGUUGGAUGUUUAUGCAUCGGCGGAAGCCUCCUUUGGAAGACGUGUGCUGCAGCGGGUAUCUUCCCAGGACCAGGAGAGGCGCCGGCCUUCUCCCUCCCAAUAGACACGACAGUCUACCUUUCGUCCUCGUCUCAAACUGGAUACAGGAAGAGGCGGGGCUUCUUUUGUUGGUGGACUCGGUCCUAGAGCUACUGGCUUGGUUGUAACCCUUUAGUGACCGGCGUUUCCUAGUGACUAGAAGUGGCGUAUCAGGUAAGACCAACGCUCAUUCUCUCCCCCACUCUCAAAAUAAAUAAAUAAGUAAGUAAGUAAAGGAAGUAUCUGGAAAACUGCUUCGUAUAUAUCUAUGUUAGGUAUAUCCAAUUCUCAUUUACAUUUAGAUUUGCUGAAACAACUCUGAGCAUCAAUCAGCUUUAAACAGGCUUAGGUGAUUAGUAUUCUAUUUAAGGUGAGUAACAAACAGCAAGGCAAAAGUGCUUUGAAUAAAUUGGAUAUGGAACCAUUACCCUUAAAAAAUUCACAUAACAAUUAAAAUGUUGUAGGUCACAACAAUUCUCCAUGAUAAUGCUAGUCAUAUUAACUCUGCUAUAGCAAAGCUCAAAGUAAAAGAAGUUAGGAAAAGAAUGAAUAAUAUGGCUCCCAGAAUUGUUUACCAGCUGUUAAUUAUAUCUGUGAUUGGAUAUGUGGCCAGGAAGGAGAAGAAUUUAGAAUGUAGAAGGGAAGAAGCCAACAAGUCACUGCCCAACUGUCUUUCUGAUAGGGAUGCUUUGGGGAAUCGGGGAGAGGAAUGUUGUUUUCUCUGCAGACCCAGCCUAAUUGCUCUGUUUAUGAACUUAAUAUUUCCUUUGUUGGGUUCUCUUCCAACCAAAUUUAUAACUAUUUUAUUCUGCUUUUAUUCUGACCAAAUAGAUUAAUUUUAGAUAUUUUUUAGAAAUCAUUUAAUCUAUUCUUUAAAAGUAUUUUGAUUUUCAAAAUCAACAAAAUGAACUGAAUGUUUCUAUUCAGUGUAAAGAAAUAAAAAUACUUAAAGUCU